AUGAGGACUCUGCCCACCAUGCACCUGCUGCCUGUCCUGCUCCUGCUGCCUGUGCUACUCCUCCUGCUGCAGCCACUGCAGCUUCAGGGGAGAAGGAAGUAUUAUAUUUUAAGUGAGAAUGCAUCAGAAGAAGCUUUAGAAUAUUUUGAUGAAGUUUUGGGUCCAGGUCCUACCAGACGACCUACCAAAAAGAAAUUCCUACAGAUGGCCCUUAUUAAUUCUGAGAGACCUUUAUGGGAUCCGGAUUAUUGUACUGGUGAAAUGAUGUAUAGAAAUGUUCAUAAGAGGUUCAUGUGUGUGACAGAACAUUACUUCCUCCAAAUGUUCUAUGAGGAGUUGCUAGAGAUCUGCACCCACCCAGUCGUGCCUUGUAAGAAUGGGAUUCAAAAAUGUAGGAGAGGCAAUAAAAUAAUAAAGGGAGUGCAUU
Otolemur garnettii (small-eared galago) is the source of this 427-nucleotide messenger RNA. RefSeq names its product ribonuclease A family member 9 (inactive) (gene RNASE9). Gene Ontology annotation, molecular function: nucleic acid binding. The record is from RefSeq and is a predicted model, not a curated record. The annotation marks the transcript as partial. The transcript has a single exon. Lineage: Eukaryota; Metazoa; Chordata; Mammalia; Primates; Galagidae.